Messenger RNA from Trifolium pratense (red clover), 3321 nucleotides. Its product is annotated as histidine kinase CKI1-like. Gene Ontology annotation, biological process: phosphorelay signal transduction system; phosphorylation. Gene Ontology annotation, cellular component: nucleus. Gene Ontology annotation, molecular function: phosphorelay sensor kinase activity. NCBI's taxonomy places the organism in Eukaryota, Viridiplantae, Streptophyta, Magnoliopsida, Fabales, Fabaceae. The record is from RefSeq and is a predicted model, not a curated record. The coding region runs from base 1 to 3321 and encodes 1106 amino acids. The transcript has 7 exons.
AUGGCAUUGCUUCGACCUUCAUCUUUCCUAAUCUUAUUGGCAUAUGGUGCACUAAUAGUCAUAGCCACAUUGACACCAUGUUGGUAUGUCAUGGUCACACAUAUUGAGAAACAUGUGAAUUUGCACUCAGCAAAUAUUGUGUCCCAAUUGCAAUCACAAGUUGAGUACUCUAAUCAACUCUUACAACCAAUUAAAUCAUCAUCAACAAAUUUAUCAAGAUUAUUGAGUUCAACCCUUAAUUCUACUAACAUCACUUUCUUUGAUGUUAACACCAAGGUUGCUCCGGUGUUAUUUCAAGCGUUGAAGACAAUUCCUCAAUUAACACAAAUCUCAUACUUGGGAGUGGAAGGUCUUUUUUUCACACAUUACAAGGAUGGUGAUCAAGUUCUGGCAAUGUACUCUAACUCAUCAAGUCGGGGUGCAUCAAAUAAAACCAUAUACUAUAUUCAACCCGUAAAUCGUGACACCGGAGAGAUUAUUGGUGAAGCCCUAAUUUCUAAUAUGACUAUCAAUAUUGAUGCAAGUUGGAUAAAUGGAGCAAAUAAUAUUUCACAAGAAUUUGUAUCAUUGGGGACAAAGUUGAGCAAUGUUAGUGAUCUUUUGUUCAUAAAUUCAGCUAGAAUCAAUAGAAUAGGAGGGAUCUCUCUUGGAUUUUCGGCAAACACAUUAACCGAUUAUGUGACUCGCACUGUCGAUCGUCAAGGGACAAAAUCGUAUUUGGCUACCAAAGACGGGAAAGUUAUUGCAAAAGGAAUUCAAAAUAUUCGUUUGAUGGUUUUUAACGAUAGUGUUUCUUUACAAUCUUUGAAUGCUAAUGGUGAUCUAAUAAAGAAUGAGGGAAUUGUAUCUUGCAAGGAUCAAGUUGAUGGUUCAAGUUUGAAUAUUCAAGAUACUCAAUAUUUGAUACAUUGCUACCCCAUUGAUAUUAUGGGAAUAGAAUCGGUAUAUGUAUUGGCUGUCCCACAAAAUGAAAUUCUCAGCAUUAAUCCAAGUUACUACAAACAAAAGGGAUUAAUACUCAUGAUUGUGAUGAUGGUUGUAAUAUUCAUGUCUCUCUUGAGUUUUCUAUUCAUGAAUGUUGGAGUCAAAAGAAGAGAAAUGCAAUUAUGUGCUUCACUCAUAAAACAAAUGGAAGCAACAGAACAAGCUGAAAGAAAACAUAUGAACAAGAGUCUUGCUUUUGCUAGUGCUAGCCAUGAUGUUCGUGCUUAUCUUGCUGGUCUUGUUGGUUUGAUUGAGAUGUCUUCUAAAUUACUUGUUUCUAAUUCAGAAUUAGACAAACCACAUUCUGAAUUAGAGACUAAUUUAAAACAAAUGGAUAAUUGUGCACAAGACUUGCUAGGAUUGUUAAAUUCUAUACUUGACACAAGCAAAAUUGAGGCAGGAAAAAUGCAACUAGAGGAAGAGGAAUUUGAUUUAUCAUAUCUCCUUGAAGAUGUAGUUGAUUUGUACUAUCCAAUUGCAAUGAAGAAAGGUGUAGAACUUGUAUUGGAUCCUUGUAAUGGUUCUGUUAUCAAAUACUCACAUGUGAAAGGUGAUAGAAGAAAAUUGAAGCAAGUUUUGUGUAACUUGUUAAGCAAUGCUGUUAAAUUUACUGAUGAAGGACAUAUAACAGUUAGAGCAUGGACUCAGAAAGCAACAUUGCAAAAUUCAAUUAUCAAGACCAACCAAAAUAUAAGUGUUGUGAAACCUUUUUCUUGGUUGUUUGAUAAGAAAAAUAAGGAAUCUGAGGACAUUGAAGCUGUGAAUUCUAUUCAACAUGAUCCUUGUUUUAUGGAUUUUGUAUUUGAAGUGGAUGAUACAGGGAAAGGAAUUCCUAAAGAGAAUCAUAAGUCAGUGUUUGAGAAUUAUGUUCAAGUUAAAGAGAAUUCUGUUGGUCAAGUUGGAACUGGCUUAGGACUUGGAAUUGUGCAGUCAUUGGUACGUUUGAUGCAUGGAGAUAUUGCAAUUGUGGACAAAGAAGUUGGCAAAAAAGGAACAUGCUUCAAGUUCAAUGUACUUCUCACUACAUGUGAGAAUGAGACAGUAACUUAUAGCUUAAGGGAAGGUUUUGAGUAUGGAUCAACCUCAGGUAACAAAAACCAAACUCAAGAUAGAAAAACCCUUCACGCUACUAGUUCUGGUUCAAGCAUUCGUUCAUCGAGUCCAAGAUUACAAAUUUGUCCCUCUUCUAGUACUACUAAGCCUGAGCCUUCACAUGUUAUUCUCUACCUUGCUGAUGAAGAAAGAAGAAGAACUUCACAGUUGUUCAUAGAAAGCUUAGGGAUUAAAGUUAUGGUUAUCAAGAAUAGGAAACAUCUAACUCAUACUCUCAAGAAGUUCAAAAAACCAAAGGGUCAUCAAAUCAGUGAUCAAAGUUCAUCAGAAUCUUCAGAAAUAAGUUCUAGGUGUACAUCUUAUAGUUCUUCUUAUAGUAGAAGAUUUCCUUUGAGGGCUAUGGAUCAUGGAAAUGAAUUUGUAUCGUCGAUGUUCAACAAGACAAAUAUUGGAGCUGCACCAAGUUUUGUUUUGAUUAUCAUUGAUACAAAUGUAGGACCAUUUUCUAAGCUUAGUAAGAUUGUGUCAAAUUUUAAGAAAGAUGUUCUUAAUCCUAGUAAAGUUGUUUGGUUAGAAAAGCCUUUUGAAAAUAGUGUUGAUUUCAAGAAAAUUGAUCAAGAUGAUAUUGUGAUAUCAAAACCAUUUCAUGGUAGUAGAUUGUUUCAAGUUAUAAAGCUUCUUCCUGAAUUUGGUGGUAAUUGGAAAAGCAAUAAUUCUAGUAAAUCAAGAAGAGAAUUUAGAUCACAAUCUAAUGAUGAAAGUGUGUGUCUAAGUGUGGAACAAUAUUGUUGGAAGGGAAGUCAAAAAUCUUAUAAGGGGAAAAAAUAUUCUGUUCAUCAAGGUGAAAUACAAGAAUGUGGUGACUCAAGUAAUUCUAAACCUUUGAGUGGAAAGAAAUUUUUGGUUGCUGAUGAUGAUAAAAUCUCGAGAAAGAUUGCUAUGGCUAAAUUGAGGUCACUUGGUGUGAGUACUAUUGACCAAUGUGAGAAUGGUGUAGAGGCUGUGAGAUUAGUUGAAGAGGGUUUAACUAAGGAUUUUUCUAAUCCUCCUUAUGAUUACAUCAUAAUGGAUUUUCAGAUGCCAGAGAUGGAUGGGUUUGAGGCAACAAGGAAGAUAAGAGAGAUGGGGAAAAGAUGUGGCCUUCACAUUCCUAUCAUUGCAUUAUCUGCUGAAAUUGAUAAAUUGACCACAGAAACUGGAAUGGACUUUCACAUAACCAAGCCUAUUAACGAGGAGCAUUUACUCAAAGCAAUUACAUGCAUAGAAAAUAGUGACAUAAUGUAG